This is a messenger RNA of Microplitis mediator, 7849 nucleotides long. RefSeq names its product pikachurin. The transcript is spliced from 15 exons. The coding region runs from base 465 to 3122 and encodes 885 amino acids. NCBI's taxonomy places the organism in Eukaryota, Metazoa, Arthropoda, Insecta, Hymenoptera, Braconidae. Gene Ontology annotation, molecular function: calcium ion binding. The record is from RefSeq and is a predicted model, not a curated record.
GGCGGCGCCACAUUCGAGCAUCCCCUCAGUUCGAUUGAAGACACCGGCCGGCUUCGACGUCAGCCUCUGUCCCGCGGUCUUCAUAUCGCGCUUUUUUACCUCCAUCGUACUCUACAGGCUACGCAACUUUACAUGCAACACAAGUGCCCUCGAGUAACCCGUGUACAGAUAAAUAAGUCGAGUAUGAUUAGACACCCCCGAGUCCUACUGAUUAUAUCACCCGCUGAUUCAAGUGUUACACAAUCGGCGACGUAACUUUACUGUGCUGUGCUACGUGUGUUUCAUAUAUUUAUUUAUAUAUUUAUUAGUUUGGUAGUUGGCUCAAUAUAUUUUUCCAGUGAAUGAGUUUUUAAAAGUGGACAUAAAAAAGUGAGUGAAGCAAUUCGGCCGGGAGAUGUUGGAGUGAAUAACGAGUAUAUCAAUCAAGUGUCCGACGGUUUAGCAGUGAGAGUGUAUGUUGAACGAUGGCUGUAAAACAGUGCUAUUACUUAAUCGUGACUGUUGGAUUGGCCGCAGUGGUUAUCUCGCAAAAUCCAAUUGACGAACGGACCACCUUCGAAGCUGCGUUCCAGGGAAGAUGCGGUCACAAUUCACCCUGCGAGCAGCUGUGUUACGAACUUCACGAUGGGAUGUAUGAGUGUGAUUGCAAAGAUGGAUUUAUCCUUCACAAAAAUGGAUACAGUUGUGCAAAAUUAAAUUCGACGUCACCAUCGGCGACUGAUUCACGCGAUCCGUUCGAUGACACCGACAGCGAUGAAGAAACGGAAAUAACAAUCGAUGGAAAAGAAAAUAUUUACUAUAUGCCAGACUCAUUGUUUACAGUACGUUUGGAAUCACUGAGAGAAAAAUUGAAUCUAACAGACAGAAAAAACCCUCAAGAUUUAUCUAAUGAAAUUCCGAAUGAUCCAAUUAGUUUUCCAACAUCAGAGAGCCCAAACUUGGAGCAGAAAGUUCCGGUAACAACGGAAAACGUUGUGACAACGGAGCCAGCUUGUUCUCUGGACUGUGGAGCUGCGGGAAAUUGUUACGUCGAGCAAUUUCGUAACGACGAGGAAGACGAUGGGAAUGGAGACGAUGUUGCUCGUAUUGACGACACGAGACCAAGGCGGAGCUCUUACAAACAAAGAUGUCAGUGUCCACUCGGCAGAACCGGGGAUCGAUGUCAAAACGAAGCAGAAGUUAAGUCACCGAGAUUUACGGGACACGGGUGGCUGGCGUUUCCAGCUUUGAAGGCUGCUUAUAAGCACAUUCAGCUAGACCUAGAAUUCAGGCCGGAAGCUUGGGAUGGAAUUCUUAUACUCACUGGCGAACGUGAUGAUCUACAGGGUGAUUUUAUGGCACUUAUACUUCAUCACGGUUUCAUUGAGUUCAGAUUUGAUUGUGGCAGCGGAGUCGGGAUUGUAAGGAGCGCAGAGACAGUAAAGUUGAAUGAAUGGAACACCCUGAAUGUAUAUAGACACCGCUGGGAUGCUUGGAUUCAACUAAAUGGAGGCAAACGUGUCCAAGGAAGAUCUAAGGGUUUAUUCUCCAGAAUAACAUUCCAAGAGCCGCUGUUUGUCGGUGGCCCUGGUAACACAACCGGUCUGGAUCGACUUCCGGUCAGGACGGGAUUCAAAGGAUGCAUAAGGCAUCUAGAGGCCAAUGAACACCGUUAUCGUUUUCCUCUUGCGCCUCAGGGAGAUGCUGCUAAUGGCUUUGACGUUGAGGAAUGCACAGCUGACAGAUGCAGUAAGGUCCCAUGUUCCCACGGGGGUAAAUGUCUCACCACUGGUGGAGACACGGCAGUUUGUCUCUGUCCUCUUGGUUACACCGGCGAUCUCUGUGAAACCCGUGUCGAUUUACAGGUACCAUCAUUCAAUGGGUCAUCAUAUUUACGGUAUCCAGGGCUGGGAGAUAGUUCCCUGUCAUGGCUCGAGUUGUCAAUAAUACUAAAGCCCAUGACGCAGGACGGUGUAAUCCUUUACAAUGGACACCACAGCGAUGCCACGGGGGAUUUCAUCGCUCUCUACCUUUCAUCUGGUCACGUGGAAUUCACUUUUGACUUGGGAACUGGUCCAGCAACGCUGAGAAGUGAAUCACCGGUACAACUCGGUGAGUGGCUUGAGAUUCGUGUCUCAAGAACAGGAAGACUGGCUUCUCUAGAGGUUGAGAAUGAACCAGCGCAAGAGAUCUUGGCCCCUGGGGCUUUCACUCAGCUCUCGCUCCCAUUAAAUCUCUACCUGGGAGGAGCACCGUCUCCUGAAAUGUUCACACCUAAAAUGAAAACGGCAGCCAGCUUCGUUGGAUGUAUUCAAACUGUUGUUCUUAAUCAUCGCGAGGUCGGUAUCCUCGCCGAAGCACUUGGUGGAGUGAACGUGGGUAAUUGCGGUCAUGCAUGUGAAGCCCGUCCAUGCGGCGAUGCUGAGUGCCGACCUUUGAGAGAGAGAUUCACGUGCAGAUGUCACCCAGGUACGCCACAUCCAUGCCCAGCUCCAGAAGAAUUUAUAUCAUCACCCCCUGAGCCCUCCCUGCCCGCAAGUACCAGCGCUUCUCUGAUGCUACUCAGUAAAUUCGAAAGAAGUGUCCCCAGCUUCACUGGAACAGACAGCUAUCUUCAUUACAGUGAUGCUGAUACCAUGAAGAGGAUAAUAAGUUAUCGAGUAGACAUAAACAUGAGAUUUAGAACAAGUAGCAGUAAUGGGUUGUUACUGUGGAGUGGAAGGCAAUCAGAUCCUCAAGAACAGCGUGACGAAAACGAGGACUUUCUUGCGCUUGGUUUGAAUCAGGGUUAUCUUACCCUGGCCUAUAAUCUUGGCUCGGGGGAGGCUGUACUGAGAUACAAUCUUACUAGAUUGGAUGACGAUCUGUGGCACCGCAUUAGAGCCGUAAGAAAUGAACAAUGGGCGUCAUUAGUCGUGGAUAGUGGAACAGGUGUAUCAGCCUCAUCACCAGGACAAUUGAGGGAAUUAAAUACCGAUACUGGUCUCUACAUAGGAGGAGCGCCAGACGUAGUGAGAACAACCGACGGCCGAUAUACUAGAGGAAUCGUUGGGUGUAUCAGUGAUCUAGUGCUGGAUUCGGAUUUCUCGGUGGUUCUCUCAUCGCCUGAGCAGGCAACCAACACGCACUCGUGCAUCCCCUGAGCCUACCGCAGGACCACGGAUGUCCAAGUUCGUAAGCACGGAGCGUGAAACCGCGACAGGAAAAUUCAUGGACUUGGAGUUGAUAGUGUACAAGUCCCUUAGGCCAAUCCAUACACCGUCAAGACUUGCUCUCGUCCACCGAUUUAUCUAUCCCUUAUUUUUAUUUUUAUUUUUAUUUUAUCACAACUUUACCUCACCACCUAAUGGUAAACUCAUGUACUUUAUUUAUUUUUUAUUUUUUAAUAUAAAAAAAAAUGUAUAUCAGUAAAUUAAUUAAGGCGACAAAUAUGUAAAUAUAAAUGUAAAGCUUUUUAAGCACCAAAUUUAUUUAAUAAUUAAUUACUACGGUGUAAAGACAGUCAUUGGUGGUCCAGGAUUAAAAUCUAGGUCAUUUUUAUUUAAUUAACUGAAGUAAAUGUACCGGGAAAUUUUUAUUUACUCAUUUUUUAUCAAAUGUAUAAAACACAUUCGUCGUAAUUACUGUGAUAGAUUUAUUAUUUCAAAUAGAGAAUCAUUUUUUUUAAAAUUAUUAAUUUAUAAAUUAAUUAAUAAACUAAUUGAUUGAUUGACUAAUUAAACUAUACCUCGACUACCAUUAAAUAUAAAGCGAGUCUAAUAAUAUUGAAUAGUAUAGUAUAGAUAUAUAAAUAAUUAGUGCGGCUAAUUGGGCCUAAAUGAAAGAGGAUAAAAUGAAAAAAAAAAAUAAAAUAAAAUAAAACCCCUUUGUGUCAAUUUUUAAAUUAAAAUUCUGGAAAUAAAUUUAAAAUCCAUUUUAAAUAAACGUAUACUUAUGCACGACAGCACUUAACUAUUGUGAAUAAUAGUAACAACAAAAAUUGUGCACGUGCUUUACUUAAAUUUCACGAGUGAUUAAUUAAAAAUAAUAAUAAUAAUACUAGAAAAAAAAAAAAUAUGAAAUGAAAUUUAAAAAAAUAAUUCAAGCCGGUAAUUUUUAUACGAGACAGAGCGCUCGUAAUUUACUUUUAUAAAAAAAAAAAUUUAUAGUAAAUAUUAAAUAUUUAAAAUAAAUGAAUGAGUAAAACGUAUAUAACUUUUUCACAUUUUUUAAAACGGCUCGUAGUGAGCUUAGAUGUGAAAUGCACAGUGUAUACGUCCAUAUACAUUAACAGUAACGUAACUACAUAUAUGUGUAUGUAUAUACAUUUCUAGAUGUAUAUCAUAUAUUUCAGCUUGAUAAAAAAUUUACCAGGUGACCUCUUUCUAGAACUUUCAAGAUCGUUAAGUGGUCGUAACUACAGGGUGAUAUGGUUAUUUAAAAUAUAUAUAUCUUAUAUACUUAUUACAUUUGAAUCGUAAUAAAUACAGGUAAAAAAUCGGGAGUGAAUUCGGAGUGAUUACGGAUUUUAUUUUAAUCCGAAUUCGAUCGGAGUUUCGGAGUUUUAGAAAAAAUCACUUCGCAUUAGGGUGGGUUGAAAAAAAAACUUUUUUUUUUGUUUUUCUUAGCAUGGGGGUAGAAUUUGUACCUUAUAAAAAAAAAAAUUUUUAAGAAAAAAAAAAUUUUUUUACUCAACAUUUUGAGGUGGCCCAAUCGUUUUUAAAAUAAAUAAUUGAUCAAACGGGGUAUUCCCAACGAAAAAAAUUACAUGGUGUUCUAGAAUCUGUAGGGUGUCCCCUUGAAAGCUAAUUGAAAUUCAGGAGUUGAAAAAAUUUUUUUUCUAUUAUUUUUGUAAUUUAAGUAAAAAAUUCAAAAAUGAAAAGCAUUUUCUUUCGAAUUAAAAUGAAAGUGAAGUAAAAAAAAAUCACAUUCGACAAUUAUUAAAUGUUUUCCACGAUUUUAGACAAAAAAAAAUUUUUUUCGUUGGAACUACCCCGUUUAAUCAAUUAUUUAUUUUAAAAACGAGUGGGCCACCUCAAAAUGUUGAGUAAAAAAAUUUUAUUUUUCUUGAAAAUUUUUUUUUUUAUAAGGUACAAAUUCUACCCCAUGCUAAGAAAAACAAAAAAAAAGUUUUUUUUCAACCCACCUUACUUCGCAUAUGGAGUGAAAAGAAAUUUUUUUUAAAUUGAGUGAUUUCGGGGUGAUGUGGAUUUAAUUUUAAUCCGCAUCUACUCCGAUCUGGAAUUUUAAUAUUGAAAUUAACUCCUCUUUUAACCCUCCGUCCGCCACCAUGUAUUUAAUAUUACGGUGUUGCCAAGUAUGAUAACUAUGAUUUUGAAAAAUUAAAACCACACAAGCUUAUACGACUAAAUUUUUUUUUAAUUUUUUAACAAAAUAAAAAUUUUGUAUUAAAUAAAAAUAUUGAAGAAAGAGAUGAAUUAAAUGAACUGGAAAUGAGUCGUCGGUGGUAACUGGCAACACUGCGCAGAAAAUUCGAAAAAAUUCAACUCCCGAGUUUACUCGCGUCAGCGGCACAUCACCGCGUUUCUCAGGUUUUCUAACAAAAAAAAUAAUUUUUUAAAUAUUUUAAGUACAGUAGAAGAACUCGUAAAAUUUCAAAAGACUAGGAAAUUUUUUUAUCUUCUUAAAUAAUCUUCUAAUAAAAAUCGCGGCGCUGCGCUCAUAGCGCGACGGACGAAGGGUUAAGUCAAUUUCACUCCGGAGGAAAAAAAUAAAAAAUCAUCCGCUCCGCAUUCACUCCGGAUUUGAUCCGCAUUCACUCUACAAAUUUUUCACAAUCCAAAUCUACUGACGUAGUAUACGUUUUAAUUAAAUGCGACUACUCAUUGCAUUAAAAUAAAUUAAAAUUGUUUAUUAGACAAAUUUGACAUUUUCUUUCAAUUUUAAAAAAUUAUUAAUCAUCCAGGCUUCAGUUUCUUAGACUUUUUUAUAUUUACGGAGGGGGUAAAAAUCUACACUUUACUUUACGCAAUUUUUUUUUUUUUUUUUUUUUUUUUCAACAAAUGGGAAGUCCAAAAAAUUCAUUAAAAAUACCAGGAUUUCGUUUUACGAAAAUUCCGGGAGGCUGGCGAAUAAUUUACUGUUAAUUUAAAUAAAUGAGUUAAUGAUAAUUAUAAUAAUAAUUAUUAUUAUAGUAGUAAUAAUUUUGCAAUAAUAAAUAAUUGGGUAUAUCAAAGGUUUAAAACCAAUCACGUCAUAUCUAGAAAAAAAUGAGAGACUCAAGACAAAAAUUCGAGGGAUAUUAAAUAUAUAUAAUAAUAAGUAGAUGAAAUUCUCUAUUUACUGAGGCGACAAAUGUUAUUUUACAUGCUUUAAUUAUAUAUAUAAAUAUAUAUAUAUAUAUAUAUAUAUUAACACCAAUACACAAAUACACUUACACAUUUCGUCAACGUAGAAGCAAUCGGCUAUAGUCAAUUUUGUACAAGCUGUUAUUUUUCUUGAAACUAUAUAAUUAUAAAUAUAAAAUAUAUAUAUGAAAAUAAAUUAUAUUAGAAAAAUUACUUAGAAUAAUUUUGACUACUGACUAGAAUUUCAUUCAAUUUAUAAAACUCAAAAUAUUCAUUACUUUCAAUUUUUUUUAUUGUCUUCGGGCUAGAGACCGACUAUGGAAUUAAUUUGAACAGAAGCAAUAAUUAUUUAUAUUAAUCACUUUUAAUUGAUAUGGAGUUUUAUUUUUAUUAUUAAGAAUAUGAAUGAUAAAAGUAAAGAAAGCGUAAAUUAAUCUAAAUAAUUAUAAACAGAAUAAAUGCGUUAGUUAAAGAGUUCAUAUAUAUAUCGUGUGAUAUAUGAGCAAAAAUGUCGCUUAUAAAUUUAAAAAAAAAAAUCCUCUGUAAAUUAUCCCUAGAUAAAUUUCCCAUACAUUUUUCGCACUAAGAAUUUAAAAAAAAAAAAAAGGGAUUAGGUAAUUGAGGAAGACUUGCUAUUUAAUGAGCUUGCGUGAUUAACUCUAAUUGUUGUAUAAUAAUUAGUAGAGAAACAUGUUUUUGCACUUACUAUAACAAUUGGCAGAUGUCUAAUUAAUAAUCACGCGCUCUUUGAAUUAUUUAUUAUUUAUUGAUAAUUAGUUAUUAGUGAUUGCUCUAUUUCUUUUAUGUAUCUAAAGAUCGGAAUAUUUUUCGCAACAAAAAUUAUUUUAAAAUAAGUGACCCCUCUUUACAUCUCAGUCAAAAAUAUAUCAAGCGAAAUAUCUCAGUCACUAAUAUCUCAAUGUAAAAAUAUAGUUACGUAACAACACAUCCGCGGACAAAAUAUCUGCGACAAAAUAUCCGCGGAAAAAAUAUCUGAUGAAUAAAAUAUCUAUGGACAGAAUAUCCUGAAAAUAAACAUACCAAAGAUAUGAAUUCAUCAGAUCAAAAUUUUCAUAGUUAAAAUUUUAUGUGUUUGCAAUUACGAAAAUGUACCCACACAUUAAAUGGUGUGAAAGAUAGCGCCUUUUUUUCAGGAAUUUUUUGUGUGUGUAGUAAAAUAACUACGGAUAUUUUGUCUACAGAUUUUUUGUCCGCGUGUAUUUUGUUGCACGGAUAUUUUGUCAAUGGAUAUUUUUUUGCGGAUAUUUUUUCCACGGAUAUCUAAACGUGUCACCAAAAAUAUAUAUUUUGACUGAGAUAUUUUCGACUGAGUUGUUGGCACACUGAUAAAAAUAAAUAUUUGGUACAACUAAAUAUGAUAGUUGAUUCAAAUAAUUUAAUAAUUUAAAUGAAAUAUAUCAUUUACUUGUGGCAAGUAAAUUAUAUAUUUCUAGUAAAAAUACUAAAUUUGUGACAUGGCUCAACUAAAACUUAUUUGCAGCAACUGGAUAUUUCUUUACUUCAAAUAAAUCACUUAUUUCAUGCAAUAAAUUAUAUCUUUCUCACAAUUAAAUAUAUAUUUG